UCCAAGUACGAGGACACAUCAAACCGUGUUAGUCUCAAAGACUUCAAGGGAUUAGCAGCUCACAAGCGCAUGGAUCGUUUUGGAUUUCUAGCGUGCCCGCUUUGAAUGUUGCUAACAAUCCGUGACGAGUUUUCGAUGAACACAAGAUAUUUCUGCAUGUCCUAUUCCGGAGAAUGCUGCAUAACGUCAAUUUUGCUACUUACGCAAAUUGAACGUAUUCCCAGUUAUUGCCGCUAGUGGCUGUGUGGACCCGAUUUAUCUGGUGUCUCAUGUUUUGACCGCUUUUAAAGCUUUGUUCCAAUACAAUUAUUUCAGGAGAUAGCGGUGGUUUGCACCUCUGCUGCCUAUCAGGAAACAUUAGCUGAAACCAGAGUACAACGCAAGAAACAGACGAAAGGUCUCUGCAGAGGCUCUGCAGUUGAAGAUUGUACUAUUUCACUGCUUUGUCUUCUCCGCUUUCGUUUUUUUUUUGGCUGUCAUGGAUUUUAUGCUACUGACAGUCAUUGAAUCGGUAACUGCCACUUACGGUGAAAUACGAUUAUUUGCAACACCAUGAAUAGCGGCGGCUGGGAAAGUAACCUGAAGCUGUUCCUGUUGAAUCCCGCAUCUUUUCGCUAUAGUUUACCUUGUCACUUUGUGCUUUCAACCAAUCUUUUGAAGAGUGGAAUUGAGGGACAGGCUGUGUUGGCUAUUUUUCUUUAAUGUCCGUAAAGUUCUAGAAACGGAUUUUCUACCACUAGCAAAAAAGCAAUAGUUUCAAUAUAGAUGUUUGAAUUAGUCGGAAAAAAUUUGGAUCGGAGGGUUUUGUUUUUACGUUAUGUUUUAUGCAGCGGAUAUUGAAUGUGACUGCUGUCUCCAACUGACUGAUUAAAGGAAAUGGAAGUUUUCGCUGCUCUGAUUGUGUCCAUCUCUUGGAUCUUAUGUACCGACACUGUAACGAGUGAUUCCAUAAUUCACAUAGGUGCAAUUUUUGAGGAGACUGCCAGAAAGGAUGACAAAAUGUUUCGAUUAGCUGUGGCUGAAAUGAACAUGAAUGAAGAAAUAUUGCAAAAUGAAAAGAUAACAUUCUCUGUCAGAUUUGUUGAUUCCAACAAUCCAUUUCAAGCUGUUCAAGAGGCCUGUGACCUUGUGUCACAAGGGAUUUUGGCUCUAGUUAGCUCCACUAGCUGUGCACCUUCAGCUUCACUCCAGUCCUUUGCAGAUGGAAUGCAUAUUCCUCACCUCUACAUUCAGCGCACACCAGCUGGAACUCCACGUUCUCAAUGUUCUAUUGCAAAGAAUACAAGAAACAGUGAUUACACGCUUUCUGUCCGUCCUCCUGAUUACUUCAAUGAAGUCAUACUUAAAGUAAUCACAGAAUUUUCCUGGCAGAAGUUCAUGAUCUUCUAUGACGAUGCAUAUGAUAUUCGUGGGAUUCAAGAAUUCUUGGGCCAAGCUGGUCAACAGGGAAUAGAGGUUUCACUACAAAAGGUUGAGGCCAGCAUAAGCAGCAUGUUCACAGGCCUUUUCUCUACACUUGGGUUUGAUGAGCUGAGCCGUUUCCGAGACAUGCUUCGAAGAGCCUUACUUUUUCUUAACCCACGCACAGCAAAGACCUUCAUUAGUGAGGCAGUUGACACCAAUUUGGCAGCUGUUGAUAGUCACUGGAUCUUCAUAAAUGAGGAAAUAAAUGAUGCAGAUAUUCGGGAGCUGGCAAAGAGAUUGACCGGCAGAUUGACUGUCAUUCGGCAAAUUUUCCCAAUGUCAGAAAGCAAGAGCCAGUACUGUCUGAGAAAUAAUCACAGAUUUUCUUCUGUGAUGUGUAAUCCUAAAGAUCCCUUCACACAGCACAUGGAGAUCUCCAAUCUCUAUGUUUAUGACAGUGUUUUACUGCUGGCUGAUGCCUUCCAUAAAAAACUGGAAGAUCGAAAAUGGCACAGCAUGGCUAGUCUGACAUGUAUUAGAAAAAAUUCUAAGCCAUGGCAAGGUGGAAAGUCUACAUUUGAUGCAAUCAAAAAGGGAAAAGUGAGUGGAUUAACUGGAAUGCUCAAUUUUAGGGAUGAUGGUACAAAUGCCAAUGUCCUGUUUGAAAUUCUUGGCACCAGUUACAGUGAGGAAAAGGAUAGAGGGAUUCAACGUCUAGGACUUUGGAGUCCAACCACUGGAUUGAAUGGUUCUCUAAUAGAUCAAAAACUGGAAAACAGUAUGGAAGGAGUGACGCUGCGAGUUGUGACAGUACUGGUUCCUCCGUUUGUUAUGGUGUCAGAGAACAUAUUUGGUCAACCCAAAGAAUUUUGUGGUUUUUCUAUAGAUGUUCUGAAUGCCUUAUCAGAGCAUCUUGGGUUCAAAUAUCAAAUUUAUCAAGCUCCUGAUAAUCAAUUUGGUAAAUUACAAAGUAAUGGAAAAUGGAAUGGAAUGAUAGGAGAGCUUGUUAACAAGAGAGCUGAUAUAGCGGUUUCAGCCUUGACAAUUACCCCAGAGAGAGAGAAUGUUGUGGACUUCACUGGUCGAAUCAUGGACUACACCUUAGGAUUUCUACUUAAGAAGCCAGAACACAAAGUGGAUAUGUUUACCUGCCUAGAACCAUUUGAUCUGACAGUAUGGGCAUGUAUUAUAGGUACUCUGUUUAUAAUAGGCCUGCUUGUCUGCAUGUUUAGCUGGGUAAAGCCAUCACCACUUCAAAUAGGAUCUGUGACAUCAACAACUUUGUACAAUGCUGCGUGGCUUGUUUAUGGAUCAUUUGUACAACAAGGAGGAGAAGUUCCCAUUAAUACUUUGGCAGUUCGCUUGUUGAUGGGGUUUUGGUGGCUUUUUGUGUUUAUAAUCAUCUCCACAUACACUGCAAACCUAACUGCCAUCUUGACCAACAAUCGGAUUGAAAACCCUAUUCGAUCUUUUCAAGACCUUGCCAAACAAACAGAUGUUCCAUAUGGUACGGUCCUUGAUUCAGAAGUAUUGCAUAUAAUCAAAACCAAGGGUCGAAAUCCAUUUGAACUUGAACAAACAUAUGCUCAUUUGUGGAAUAUGAUAAACAAAACAAAUGGUUUGGAGAACUGUGUGAAGAGAAUUCAUGAUGGAAUUCAAAGGGUAAAAUCUGGAAAUUAUGCAUUCAUCUGGGAUGUUGCAGCACUAGAAUAUAUUGUGGAGAAUGAACCUGACUGCACCCUUGUCACAGCAAGGAAUUCUAAAGUCGAUAGAGGUUAUGGCAUUGCUCUUCAAGAUGGCAGCACUUACAGGGAUAUUUUUUCACACAGGCUUCUGGAACUUGAACAAAGUGGUGAAUUGGAUGCACUAAAGCAGAAAUGGUGGCCCAAGGUUGGAAAAUGCGAUUUGCAAAGUCAUGUUAAAACACACGGAAAAGGAGGACCUAUGGAUCUACAAAACUUUGCUGGAGCAUUUGGUUUUCUUGCUUUGGGUGUUAUUUUGGCUUUUAUUGCUGCUAUAGUAGAAACUUGGUGGAAAGGUGAAAAGAAAACAGACUCUCAUCGGGAGGACAAUGAAAUUGAAAUUGAUCAGAUCCAGAAACAGCGAGAUGAUCUGUCUAAAGUCGACGAGAGUUCUCUUAAAUUUUCACCAUCAUUCGUAGGCUUAAAUUCUUUUGAACUAUCUAUGAUGCCAGCUGGUGACAAUCAAGAUCAAUAUAGUGAUUUCAGGAACACUCAUUUGACCAUGUCAACCUUCAUACCUGACCAGAUGCGGAGGACAAGCACAUGUAGCUUAUCAGCUAAGACUUCAUCUGGAUUGCCACUGAGUGGCACAGCUGCUGAACAAACUACACAAUACGUAUGCACACCACAAAAUGAGAGAGAUUGUAGCAGUCCUUCUUCUUUCCUCUGA
This is a messenger RNA of Carcharodon carcharias (great white shark), 3816 nucleotides long. Its product is annotated as glutamate receptor ionotropic, delta-2-like. The coding region runs from base 877 to 3816 and encodes 979 amino acids. The transcript is spliced from 16 exons. Gene Ontology annotation, cellular component: plasma membrane; postsynaptic membrane. Gene Ontology annotation, molecular function: transmitter-gated monoatomic ion channel activity involved in regulation of postsynaptic membrane potential; glutamate-gated receptor activity. Gene Ontology annotation, biological process: monoatomic ion transport; synaptic transmission, glutamatergic; modulation of chemical synaptic transmission. The record is from RefSeq and is a predicted model, not a curated record. NCBI's taxonomy places the organism in Eukaryota, Metazoa, Chordata, Chondrichthyes, Lamniformes, Lamnidae.